AUGGUAUACGAGACACAUAUUAUCUUCUCGAUGGCGAUUAUUGACUACAUACAGAGACAAAUAUUCGUAGUGCUCAACAUAGUCUUUUUAUGCAGUUUGGCAGCGUUGUUCGGAAUAAUCACCAAUGUCAUCAAUUUACUUGUCUUUUACAAACAAGGCCUGAAGUCAAGCAUGAACAUCACAUUCUUCGCCAUGGCUAUCUCAGAUCUCUGCGGGAUGCUGUCUCAGGAGUUAUUUAGUAUCUUCUUCAACCCACUGUUCGAGGCUGCUGAUUUACCAUUAGUUCCUUCAGAGUUUCAAUAUAUGAUUGCUGGAAUACCCAGGGUUGCUUUUUCAAAAAUCACCUGCCUCAUCACUGUCUACGCGACUCUAGAACGAUGUCUGUGUAUAGCAUUUCCUUUACACAUCAAAGGAAUGAUAACUGCCAGAAGAACGACUUUCGUAAUGGCUUGUAUUUACACCAUGACGAUUCUAUCUUUCUCGCCACUGUACAUGAAGACAUCAAUCAACUGGAAGUUUCACUCAGACAGAAACAAAACUCUUCUAGGUUUAGUUUUUGCGAGCGGUAGUCAGAAAUUAACAGACAUCGUCUAUGUCUUGCAGGCGUUUCUGGGACUUUCCUCUUUUGUGGCUGUAGUAAUAUUUACAAUGAUUUUAAUACGACAGCUAGGACAGAAGGGAGCAUGGCGUAAAACAGCGAUCAUGAGUUUGGACAAAUCCCAGCAAAUGAGCAAUCGAGAUAGGAAGACAAUGACAAUGAUUAUACUCAUCGCUACCAUCUUAAUCAUUUGCUACACUCCAAGUGUUAUCCUUUACUGUGUUACAAUAAUAGAACCGGAGUUUAGCAUUGCAGGAGCAUACAAUAAUCUUUUCUUCGCUCUGUGGUCAUUUGGUAUUUUAUUUGAAACUAUAAACUCUAGUGUGAAUAUCUUUUUGUACAUCAAAAUGAGCACACAGUACAGACAAACAUUCUACAAACUCGUUUCAUGUUUGAAAACGAUCACAGAAAAUUCUGGCAAUGACAAAGUGUUGCCUGGUUGA
Candidula unifasciata is the source of this 1041-nucleotide messenger RNA. The record is from the annotation of a GenBank genome assembly. NCBI's taxonomy places the organism in Eukaryota, Metazoa, Mollusca, Gastropoda, Stylommatophora, Geomitridae.